GGCGGAGGCGAAGGUGGAGGCGAUGGCGGGAAGGAGAGAGCAUGAGCGGGAGCUGGAGCGGAGGCGACGACGAAGGCGGGGGUAGGCGGGAAGGCGGGAGCGGAGGCGCAGGCACAGCCGCAGGGGGAAGUGGAGGUAGAUGCGGAAGGGGGGCAACGACAGAGGUGGAGGCGCAGGGGGGAGUGGAGCGGAGGCGCAAGAGGGGCGAUGGCAGAGGCGGAGGCAGAGGCGGAGGCGGAGACGAUGAUGGGAGGCGGGAGCGGAGCCGGGAGCGGAGGGCGGCAGGCGGAGGCGGAAGGCAGAAGGCGGAAGGCGUGAAGCGGAGGCGUGAGGCGGAGGCGGGCGGUGGAGGUAGUGGCGAUGGCGGGAGGCGGAGGCGGGAGUGGAGGCGGGAGUGGAGGCGGGAGCGGAGGAAGAAUAAGCAAGAAGAAGAAGACGAUUGAAAAAAAAAAAAAUAAAAAAAAAUAAUAAUAAUAAUAAUAAUAAUAAUAAUAAUAAUAAUAAUAAUAAAAUGAAGAAAACGAAGAAGA
Molecule: messenger RNA, 530 nt
Organism: Chara braunii
Lineage: Eukaryota; Viridiplantae; Streptophyta; Charophyceae; Charales; Characeae
Source: the annotation of a GenBank genome assembly